Penicillium cinerascens is the source of this 3126-nucleotide messenger RNA. RefSeq lists its product as uncharacterized. The record is from RefSeq and is a predicted model, not a curated record. Bases 1 to 3126 code for a protein of 1041 amino acids. Lineage: Eukaryota; Fungi; Ascomycota; Eurotiomycetes; Eurotiales; Aspergillaceae. The transcript has a single exon.
AUGCCUCCGUCCACUGUCUUCUCCUACUGGCGACGCGACCACCGCCGCUCAACCGCACCGCCCGCAUCCUUGCCCGCACCGUCUCCGGCCUCGAAAGGAGCGACAGACAGCCCCCUCGGCAACCCCCCUCAGCUUCCUGAGAUCCCAGACACUCCUACCCUUACGACACCAUUCGACGGCGACCAGUCAUACGAUGCCCCGCCUCGGACCGGUUCUCCGCUGGACAUCGAUACCUCGAAGCUGAAUUUCAACACAUCCGUCGCGCCGCUGUCCUCCUCCGUGAGCCUGGCAGUUCCGUUCCCCUCAUUCGAGAAAGAGAAUCGCCCGCACUCGAGCCCUGAAGAGUGUCUGCUGCCGGAGCCGGGCUUUACGUCGAAACCCAACAGCUCACAACUACUGGACGGCGGGCUGCGACCAGACCAAGGAGAUGGCGAGUCGGGCUCUAAACCAAGCUCACCUUUUCGCCUCUCAUUCGGAAAAGGACUACGGAAUCUGCAGACGCCAGCCGCCGAGGGACAGAGGCGUUCACCCACCACGGAGCCGGCCAGCCACUUCGGAUUGAAAACGCCGCCUGACGAGUCACCCUCGGAGAAAUCGAUCAUGUCUCAGAAGGAAUUCAGAGCUGAGGGUGCGCUUACUCGGCGGGCAGGAGACCGUGAAUUCUCGGGGGAGCAUGCCCACCACAAAUCGGGAAAAGCAAUGCUUCAUCUUUUGAACCCGAUGUCCCUUCUUGCUCGCCGACGGUCAUCUCAGAUGGGCACCUCACGCGUGGACAAUCCUAAAAUCGGUGCGCCGAGCUCGAUUCCUGCUAUUCCCGAUGACUAUGACCCUCGAAUCCGCGGAAAGAUUGUGCACGACUUCUCUGCCCCCAGACCGCGCCGCAAUGUAUCCGGCACUGCGGCACCUCCCCCGCUUGAUGGCAACAGCAAUAUCCAGGAUGCAUCGCCAUCACAAGCUGGCCUAAGCCCAGCCAGCCGCUGGAAUGAUCAGACGAGAAGGCACAGUGAUCACUCACCUGUUUUCAAAGAGCAUUUCGAGGAUGAUCGGAAUGUCCUUCAACCCGAGAAUAAGGGUUAUCUUCAAUCGUCAUUACUGACGAACCCCGAAAAUUAUAGAUACGAAAAAUCUAUUCCUGUCUUUGCGAGAAAGCUGCCCUCUCACUUGCCCGAGCAGCAGAGCCCUGAGUCCAUCAAGCAAAAUGGUUCUCCUCCAGCAGAGCUCCCUGCAGAGGAAGCAAAAAUGUCUCCUCCUACAGAACAGCAAAAUCAACCAGACCAAGAUAUUAUUCCGAACGUGCCACAUCUACCCUCGAGCUUAUCGAGGCACCUCAAGAGCAAUGCAUCGCGAUUCAGCUUCGAUAUGGGUGGCGUGGAGUCAUCCGUCGAGGAGAAGCUCCUCGAGGAGAAGCACAAGGCGAAAGAGGCUGCACGCAAGAUGGAAGAUGGAUACUUUGAUGAUUUUGACGAUGAAUUUGAUCACGACAUCCUGGACGAUGUGGACGGCUUGGAAGAGAAGAUUCCCGGUGUUAAUGCUGAUGCCGACGACGACGAUUUCUCAGUACCUUAUCUUAACGUCAAGUCCUGGGCUGCCCCAAAGUUAUCGCCAGUGGUUGCGAGCCCGAUGACCCCUGCACCUCCUGAGAUUCCAGCAGAUGUGACUGGCACGAGCUAUCUUGACCCUGAAGCUGAUUCUCCAACCUCGUCUUAUUCAUUUUCCGAGACGGCAACCCAACCAGAGUUCACUGAAAUCGAAGAGUCACACGAAGCACAACAGGCUUCUUCUAUUACUAGCACCGAAUGUUUAGGAGCUGCACCACCAGUUCCGGACGCCAACAAGCAACAAGAACAAACCAUCGAUGAUGAGGAUGAUCUGUAUUUUGAUGACGGCGAAUUCGGCGAUCUUAGCCUUGAUGACCGGGAUGGAGGAUUCGACGAGUCCGUCUUUGACGACGAGACAAGCCAUCUUUAUGAACGGAGGCCAGUUGCGCAACAAACAGCGGGUUACCCUCCCCAAACAGAAGAGCCUCAUGACGAUUCUCCACAUCAAGAAAUCGAUCUGGAAGAGAACACUACUCAAGGUCUCAAGCACAUGCCCAGCGUGGCUAGCAAUUACAUAACGACUUCUGUCAAAUGCGGUCCGCUCGGCGAGCCGAUACCAAACCUGGGUCCAGCCAGGACUCACGGUGGAGUUCUCACAGAGCAAAACCUGGAGGUUCUGCACAAUGCUUUGGCCUUUGCAGCUAAUGAAGCAGCCAGCAAGAGCCGCGUCGAACGAAACAUCAGUAUAAGUGAUCGGUCUCUAGGGCCCGAGAGCAUCUCCCAAACGUCGCAGACGGUGGAUUCCCAACCGGGUUUAAUAUCGGAUGACAGCCGCCUUAGCCAAGGGCCCGAUUUCAUGGCCUUUGAAGAAACCUACGAUGAUCAGAUCUUUGAUGAUGAUGCGUACUGGGAUGACGCGAUUGUCGCCGCCGCCAACGCCGAAGCCCUGGAAAACGACGACGAGGGCUUCUACGGCCAAGAAUUCGGCUUCUACGCGGAGGCACACAGCAACUCCGGUUCCGAGCUUACGAACGGAGGCUACUUCGGCCCUCGAGGCGUCGAAAGUAUAACUCGCAGCCACAGCAGUCGCGGCAAGUUCCAAGAACCCAGCCUCACCCCAAUCACCGAACGGAGUGAAUGGAGCACGCGCAACUCGGUCAUUUCACUGAAGGCUCACGGCGCUACCCAUUCCAACCCCUCCCUGGCAAGUCCCGGCUUGGCCCAGCUGGUGGAUAUGGGCAACCUGGAUGACGAAUUGUCCCUGAGUGCGCUCAUGAAGCUCCGGCGCGGUGCGUGGGGCGGCAGCAACGGCAGCUUGCGGAGUAGCGCCGGCAGUCCGCCUCCUCAUACGCUUUCGUCAUCUAAUCGCGCUAGCUUUACUGGGCUCUCGGAAGCCAGCCCUUCGGAUGCGCGGUCUUCUCCCGACGAAGGAUUGGCAGGCAUGGGCUAUCACCAGGACGACCACCCCUAUACGGCCUCACCGCUCAAAGAUCUUGCCGAUCUCCCGAUCCGCGGAACGGGCCCGAGCAGCGCUGAAAGCGAUGUUGAAAUGCUGGGUUCUACAUCCCAGCAUCUCAGUGUUUUGUAG